GAUAUAAGUACUUUGCAAAAGCAAAGCAUCAUUAUGGUUUAUGAUAAAUUAAAAGCAAUAGUGGGGUGAAAAUGAGCCAAACUAAAUAAUAUGAGAUAAGAACGAUAUAAUAAAAUUGAUGCUGCGUUGACAAGUGGUGUGUUCUUAUAUAACAUAUUAACUAUGCAAUUACUCGCUAAACUAGAGCCACCUCUUGUUAUUUGGUAAAAAUGAGCAAAGAAUACGACUUGUAUAGGGAUAGCAAAUUGCGGUAUUUAGGAUACUCCAACGAGGUAGGAGAAGCAUUCCGCCCACUUAUACAUCGCAAUUUGGUGCGUGCAUCCUAUUUACUGGCCACGGCUUAUGUAUGUGCUGAUGCUGUUGAUAAAUCAGUCAAGGAACAUCAACGCGGAAGCAACACUAAACAAAUAGCCGUUGUUACUGGUGAUGUAUUCACAUGGCAAAUGGUCGCCUCUGUCAUCAUUCCCGGCAUCACAAUCAAUAGAAUAACUUGGCUGACUGGCUAUUUGAUCCGUAAAGCGGAAGUUAAAAAAGCUUUUGGAAAGAUAUUACCCACCGCAGUGGGUUUGUGUUCAAUUCCAUUAAUAAUCGGUCCCAUAGAUAAAUUUACCGAUCAUCUCAUGGAUGAUACAUACCGAAAAUGGUUAAGCUAAAAAGUACUGCUUUAGCAAUUAAGCUUUAAAUGUUAUUUACUGCAUAGGUGCAAUGUAUUUACAACCUUUUUAAAAUUUCGUAAUGAAAUCUAUAAGUUAUCAGUUUCUAUUUUAUAAUGUUAUUAAACAAAUGUUGCAAAUAUUGUAGUAAUUAUGUCAGUAUGAAUUAAUACCUAUACACAAGCUA
Messenger RNA from Bactrocera latifrons, 840 nucleotides. RefSeq names its product mitochondrial fission process protein 1. The record is from RefSeq and is a predicted model, not a curated record. Gene Ontology annotation, cellular component: mitochondrion. The transcript is spliced from 4 exons. Gene Ontology annotation, biological process: mitochondrial fission. Bases 210 to 653 code for a protein of 147 amino acids. NCBI's taxonomy places the organism in Eukaryota, Metazoa, Arthropoda, Insecta, Diptera, Tephritidae.